Molecule: messenger RNA, 1056 nt
Organism: Gossypium arboreum
Lineage: Eukaryota; Viridiplantae; Streptophyta; Magnoliopsida; Malvales; Malvaceae
Exons: 3
Coding region: 1-1056 (351 amino acids)
Source: RefSeq, a predicted model, not a curated record
AUGUAUAUACGAUUUGAAGAUGGGUUAAAUGAUGAGAUCAGAAUGAUGACUGGGGGAACUAAGAUACGGGGAUUCGUUGUUCUGUUAGAUCAUGCUCAAAAGAUGGAAGAGGUGUACAAUAGAAAAAUACAAUGGGAAAGAAGAAAUAAAGAAUCUUAUAAGAGAAGUUCCUCUAAGUCAAUUUCAACAUUUCCGGCUAAAAAGUUUAGAGAUGAUUCUAGCCAAUCCACUUUAGUGUCGGAACGAUCGAAUAGGAACAAAGUAACUCAACAAGAAUUUGGGGUAACGAUUAAACCUACAGCUAGUGUUGGUAGUGAAGAACAGAAAGGAAAGCAAAUAGCCACUUCUCAAAGAAGUAGACAAUCAGGCCAAAGUAGUGCAACUAGGACUGCUUGUUUGUAUAUGAAAGAUUAUGCUGCCCGGUCAGAAGUUAAACCACCUACACGUACUUAUGCUAUCCGAACAAGAGAGGCAGCUACAGCUCCAGAUGUAAUUGCUGUUACAUUCUAUCUAUUCGAUGUUACUGUGUAUGCAUUGCUUGACCCUAGGUCUACAUAUUCUUAUGUUUUCACUGUAUUAACAUCAGAAAAGAAAUUGUCUGUUGAACCUACUGAUUAUGAUGUUCAAUUGACGAAGAAUGAUGCUGUAGUAAAUUGUAGAGAAAAAGGGAUUGAUCUGAAAUGUCAAACAGGUGAAAUGAUUAUUGUUGAGUCCAAAAAUUCGAAAGGAACUGUUAGAAUUAUUUUAGCUUUUUCAUCUCAGAGGUUAAUGCGGAAAGGUAAUAAGGCAUUUUUAGCCUAUAUUCUUGAUACUCGGGGUUCUAAAUUGAAGUUAGAACAAUUACCAGUUGUUAAUGAGUUUUCUGAUGUGUUUUUUAAGGAAUUGUCAAGUUUAUCACAAGAUUGUGAAGUUGAGUUUGUAAUUGAUGUGAUUCUGGGAACAGCUCCGAUAUCAAUAACACCAUAUAGAAUGGCACCGACCGAAUUAAAAGAGUUGAAGACACAAUUGCAAGAGUUAUUAGACAAAGGGUUCAUCAAACUAAGUAUGUCACCUUAG